Camponotus floridanus (Florida carpenter ant) is the source of this 1972-nucleotide messenger RNA. RefSeq names its product protein tyrosine phosphatase type IVA 1. Gene Ontology annotation, biological process: protein dephosphorylation. The transcript has 6 exons. Lineage: Eukaryota; Metazoa; Arthropoda; Insecta; Hymenoptera; Formicidae. Bases 1242 to 1769 code for a protein of 175 amino acids. Gene Ontology annotation, cellular component: nucleus. Gene Ontology annotation, molecular function: phosphatase activity. The record is from RefSeq and is a predicted model, not a curated record.
AUCGCCACGCUGUGGCUGGCCCAGAUUCGACACAGCCGUCGUCGCCUCACGAUAUCAUCCUCGCACCCGGGGCCUCACACCCGCGCUUAUCUCGAGUGCCAACCCGAGAGGAUCUUCUUCGCGAGUUACGGGGACAAGAUUUUUCUACAGCGAAAACCAUCCAUCCGUUAGACAUUCGCGGAAAGUCUUGAUGGAAAUUAACGCGCUUUCGUAAUUAGCGAUACGAGGAACAGUCGUGGCACUUGUAAAGCAACACGCGCUUAUAAAGAUUGUGUUUAAAGCGCGCGGAUAUCGAUGCGGACGGAGGAAUAUGGACGAUUCUCUCGGUGCGAGCUAACAAGUGGAUUUUAGGUGAUUUCGCAAAAGAGCAACAUUAAAAUGUGACUUUUUCUGCUGGUGUGGUGCGGUGAUUUCGUCACGUUGCUACCAAUUUCUGAUCGCGUGACGAUAUUUUUUGCUUCGCAUUUAGAUUAUAAUUAUCUCGGAGAACGCUUUCGUGACCUCGCGGAUUUUUUCUCGUCAGAUGGUCAGAAGUUUCCUGGUGAGUGCAUCCUCACAUACAUGGAGUUUCAGUUGGAUAGCGCAGAGUAUUGCCAGGCUCAACACAAAUAGAGAGACACGCCCCAUACUCCCUGACAAUUAUUAGGUACUCUUAGAAGAAAGAGAAGAAGGGUAGAAACAUCGUGGAGGGUGAAAAGGAGGAUAUUGAAGAAGAAUUAUCACGCACCGGGGGAGCCAGAAAAAUCAUCGACUAGUCAUCACGCAAGACACAUAGAAGAAUUUAAUAGAAAUUAUUAAUUUACAUUAGUAGAUGCAAGCAUCGUAGAGAUACUGAGCGCACCUGGAGCACCCAGUGCCAAAUAGGUAAUCUUCCGCGAAUUAUAGUCAAAAAGUCUCAAGUAGGAAGGAUAAAGCGCAUAUCAACACCGCCUAAUGUAACGUAGCCCUUACACUUUCGGCGAAGUUCGCACCCCGACAACCCUUCCUAACAUCUACAUGUAAACCCGUGGUUCUGUCCUCUGUAAAAAAAUAAGAUAUUCUAUUAGUUAAAUGAAAAACAACUCUAUAAGACUGACAUUUAAUGGGCUAAGUUGUCAAAUCCAGCCUUUGUCGCUUCGUAUAGUGUGGCACACGUAUGUGAGAGACUUUGAAAGACAAGUUAUAUAAGAUCUUUAAGAGAGUUAAAAACAAUAAAAGGAAGAAGAUAAAUAUUACAACCAUCUCUCCAGCUUAAGGAGGAAAUGAGCAACAUGAGGGUGAAGGAUAUCAGACCGGCGCCCGCCGAGAUUGAAUAUAAAAACAUGAAGUUCCUCAUUACUGAUCGGCCCAAUGAUCAAACCAUCCAUACCUUUAUUCAAGAACUGAAAAAGCAUAAUGUGAAGGAAGUGGUCAGAGUUUGCGAACCAACGUACAAAGUCGAGGAACUCAAGUCAGAAGGGAUCAAUGUGAUAGAUUUGGUAUUCGAUGAUGGUACAUUUCCACCAAACGAGGUAGUGGAUGAAUGGUUCGAACUGCUAAAAAAUCGAUUCCGAGAAUCACCUGACGCAUGUGUGGCGGUACAUUGCGUUGCAGGUCUCGGUAGAGCACCGGUUUUGGUUGCAAUAGCUCUCAUUGAGCUUGGACUCAAGUUUGAAGAUGCUGUUGCUCUCAUCAGAGAGAAAAGACGAGGUGCUAUAAACGCAAAGCAGUUGACUUUUCUUGAAAAGUAUCGUCCCAAGUCUCGAUUGAAGCUCAAGAAUGGACAAAAAAAUUCUUGUUGCAUCCAAUAGAUCAAAGAAUUUUUCAAAGAAAAAGAGAAGAAAAAAAAAUGGGAAGAAAAGUCACUAAUCCACAUACCGAUUGAUAUAAAUGUAUAGGUUUUUACGCCUGAAGACAAGUGGCAUAUUGUAGCAAAUCUGUUCUGAAUGGCCUAUCAAUGGAAAUGCAAUCGUGAUAAAUGUCAAUAAACUUUGAGGCACUUUUUUCGCACUAA